Molecule: messenger RNA, 2261 nt
Organism: Motacilla alba alba
Lineage: Eukaryota; Metazoa; Chordata; Aves; Passeriformes; Motacillidae
Gene: RASSF6
Product: Ras association domain family member 6
Exons: 12
Coding region: 357-1403 (348 amino acids)
Biological process (GO): signal transduction
Source: RefSeq, a predicted model, not a curated record
AAAUACUCCCGACGUGCACCGAGGUGCGGGGAGUGUCCUGGGCUUCCAGCAUUCCCGGUUUGUUAGGCAAAACAGUAAUUAACAGCCCGGUGGGUCCCGAGCAGCAGCGGAGGCGGCUGUCCGCCCUGGCCAUGCUGCCAUGCCUCUCCCGGGGCUCAGGGACAGGCAUGUGAAGCUCCUGCUGCGCUCCUGCUGCUCGGAUCGCCCGGCCAGUGGAUCCUGGCCAGUACCUGGGCUGCUGUCUCAGACUGCUAACAACUCGAGCAUAAUCCUGGAGUUGAAGAAGUCCUAGAACUGCUUGAGGAAGUCCUGGUAGAUGUAGUGCUUGGGAUUUAAGAUUCAUCUCUUCUGAGUAAAUGAAGAAAGUGACUAUGAAGGCACAGCAUCUGCCUUCUGUUUUCAUCAAUGAGGAGAAGUUUGUAACCAGAGAGCAGCUCAGUUCUCUUCUGAAGAAUUAUAACUCUUACUAUUCAGAUCAAGAGAAUCUGCAACUGACAUACAAUCAGCAAGAAGGAAGCACCCCGUUCAUUGAAGGAAUCCUCUCGAUAUUCUGGGGCGUGCGGCAUCCCAUCCGAUUAAAGAUUCAGGAUGAGAAGCAGAUACCCUCUUUUGUAACCCUGAAGUCAACAGAGAAUGUGGAGGUUUUCCCUAGUAAAAGGGGAAUGACUCGCUGGGGAGAGUUUGAUGACCUCCAUCACAUUAGCGGGGAUACACUGAAAUCUACUGAGGAGCAGCCAGACCUCGAGCAAAGUUAUCCAUGCUAUGAAAGUCACACGCUCAGGGCCAGGAGGGAGCAGGAGCUCGACUGUGCCACCCUGCCCCGCACCAGCAGCGAUGCCAUGGCCGUGCGCAGGAGGACCAAGGUCCCCACGAUAACCAGGACGGAAGUGGAAACUCACAGGUUCUCUAUCAACGGCCACUUCUACAACCACGAGUGCGGCUGUUCUUGUUCCCAGACAUCGGUUUUCACUCCCGCUUUUGGGUCAGAAACCAAAAUAAGGAUCAACAGCCAGAUGAGGACCCGACAAGUGAUAGAACAGCUGCUUCGGAAGUUUAAGAUAGAAAACAGCCCCCAUGAAUUUGCACUUUACGUUAUCCAUGCAUCUGGAGAAAAGAAGCAGCUGAGGAGUAGAGAUGUCCCCUUGCUGCACAGGCUGCUGCAGGGGCCCUCUGAGAAGGUUGCCAAGUUCUUUCUCAUGGAUGGGGACGUGGAAGAGAUCAGCAGCGAUGUGGCUCAGUACAUUUCAUUUCACCUUCCCUUUCUGGAAUCCAUUCUGCACAGAAUAAAUGAAGAGGAGGAGCAGGAGAUUCAACAGACAAUUGCGAGGUACAUACGAGAGAAGAGGCUGAUCCAGCAGCACCUGCGCAGUCGAAGCGUUAAGAAAACAGAGACCACGGUGUGAUGGGAGCACCGGGAGCGCCCCAGGAACCCCUGGGCUGCUGAAGGGCAGUCCUGCUGCCCUCUGCGGCUGGGACUGAGCAGUGCUUCGGCCUCGGGACAAGUCUCUCCUCACCUUUAACCCCUGCAGGGCUGGGGUGCGGGCUGGAAGCAGCCACAGAGAUGCACUACAUCGCCCAAACCGCAGAUGCUGGAUCUGACUGGGAACUUGGGCAGAAACUGCCCUGAAAAGGCUUUAAAUCCUGCUGAUGUGUGGCCUGGCACCAGGAGGCUGGCGUAGAAAAAUACUGCAAUAACCAAUGUGCUGAUAGAAAAUAUGCAAACUAGGAAUAUGGUUAUCCCUCUGUUAAAGAAAUAUUGUGUUAUAUUAGCAGAAAGCUUUUCAGUAGAGCCAAGUGGCAGAGGAUAUUUAUGUAUUUAAGAUGGCAGGUAGAAUUUCCAUUUAAGUUAUAAAACAUCCAUGCCAGAUGCCUGAAAUCCACUGGCUUCAGGCUGGUGGAUGCUGAAAUUGCUUAAGCUUUGAGCUACUGUUAGGAAAACACAACUGGAAACCCUCCCACUUAGGAGCUGCUCAGCUCUGAGCUAUGACAGGGAAUUUAUUGCUGAAAUACCUCGUGAACUGCAAAGUGAGAACUGACUAAACGCUGUUGGGUCCUGAAAAGCAUCUCAGUGGUUUCUGUAGUUGGAAUAAGUGAUUGUGCUCCUUCCUGAGUGUUCUGUCUGACAGGGAAUGGAGAGGUGCUCAGUGAGAGGCUGCGUGUCACAGCCACGGGGGGCUGGGCCAGGUCCUUCCUGGCUGACUUGUGUUCAAUGGUAGAGCUCCAGGGACAGAGAUGUAAAUAAAGGAAAUCUGUGCACAGCU